CCCGUCGCAGGAGACCUGAAUGAGCAGAAAGGAACACACAUACACUCAGUACACAAUGGCAUCUACAGCGCACAAACAUUGACAUACACGUGCACAUACACACAUAGAGAUAUUAUCUGUUCUACUCACGCUCUCUCCCACACACUCACCUCCCCGCUCUCUCUCUCUCUCUCUCUCUCUCCCUCUCUCUCUCUCUCUCUCUCUCCCUCUCUCUCUCCCUCUCUCUCGCUCUCUCUCUCUCGCUCUCUCUCUCACUCGCUGUAUCUUCUCCACCUGCUCUGGCGUGGAGUUGAACCUGGUGGGAAGUAGAAUCACAGGACUUCAUUUGUCGCCUCGCUCCCUGUCAUCCACCUCUCCUGCCCUCUGUACGCCACUUGUCUGUUUCCACUCUUUCUCUCUCCUCUUUCUCUGUGGAGGUUAAGGACUAGUUACCGGUAACCCCUGACAACGGACUAACAGCGUUGUCUAGAUCUGUUGACACCGUUGACACAAUGACGGGUAAUAAUCGCCCUGCUGCAUCUGCUCCAACUUCCAAAACGACCCCUGACCCCUUCAUUAACACCGCGGCCACCCCAGAACAUGUUGUGGACCAAUCAGGACACAGGUUCAUGAGUGACCACCACCACAUCCACAUGCCUUCGUGGGGCAUCGCAGCCUUGGUCAUCGUGUGCGGGUUCCUGGGGUUGUCAUGUGCCUUUUGUGUGUGGAAGAAAUGCUUGAAGAAGAAGGACAAGGAGAAAGAGAAGGAGAAGAAAAAUGACAAAGAGAAGGGAAAGGCUUGCAACACAGAAAUGAAUGGAAAGAACACAGAGCCCAUCAAGGAUGAAGGUGACAAAGAGACUGGGCUGUCAGACGCCAAACCAGAGGAAUUGGAGAAACUGGGAAGGUUACACUUCAGCCUGGACUACAACUUCCCAGAGAACUCACUGGUUGUAGGCAUUCUGCAGGCCGAUCAGCUCCCUGCCAUGGACGUGGGAGGCAGUUCUGACCCCUACGUUAAACUCUUCCUGCUCCCGGACAAGAAGAAGAAGUUUGAGACGAAAGUCCACAGGAAAACCCUGGAGCCUGACUUUAACGAGACCUUCACGUUUAAGAUACCAUACACGGAACUCGGCGGAAAGACGUUGGUGAUGACGGUGUACGACUUUGAUCGCUUCUCCAAACACGACGCCAUCGGGGCCGUGCGAGUCCCCAUGAGCAGUCUGGACUUCAGCCACUCCCUGCAGGAGUGGAGGGACCUGCAAAAGGCAGAGAAGGAGGAGAGUGAGCGCCUGGGGGAUAUCUGCUUGUCGCUGAGGUACGUGCCAACAGCAGGAAAGCUCACAGUGGUGGUUCUGGAGGCGAAGAACCUGAAGAAGAUGGACGUAGGAGGGCUGUCAGACCCUUACGUGAAGAUCCACCUGAUGCAGAACGGCAAGCGUAUGAAGAAGAAGAAAACGACCACCAAGAAGCACACGUUGAACCCUUAUUUCAAUGAGUCCUUCAGCUUUGAGGUGACCUUUGAACAGCUAGAGAAGGUGCAAUUAGCGGUGACUGUGUUGGACUAUGAUAAGAUUGGGAAAAAUGAUGCCAUUGGAAAAGUGCUACUGGGCGGUAACAGCACUGGGACCGAGCUCUGUCAUUGGUCGGACAUGCUGGCCAACCCCAGACGACCAAUCGCACAGUGGCAUGCUUUGAAACCAGAGGAGGAAGUCAAUGCUUUAAUGUCCAACAAGAAAUGAUGCUGUGGAGUCAGCGAAUGACGCAAUGUACUUGUUCAAGAAGAAUCUGGUGUCCUUUACCUCACAUAUAUAAAUAGAUGUAUUCCUACCUUCUCCCUGAUCUAGCGCUUUAAAGGUACGAUGGUAAGAACAAAACAUGACAUUCAAUCCAACCCCUACCCGUCUGCCCCCACUGUGAUCUGACCAGCCUUGUGUGGGUCUUCUCCUACACAUGGAAGUACACCAGGAAGUAUUCUUAACAGUAGAAACAUAAAUACAUCUACAGAUCAUCUGGCCAUUGUGUUUUCCCUCUGUCAAGUAUGUAUACUAAUUCCAAUUCCAAUUCUAAAGUAUGUUUGAAAAGAUAAAAACUAACAGAUAGCCAUGACCUUUCAGGUAUUCCCUUCCUGCUACUUUCUCACUAUUAAACUGAAGGACAGAAGACCGAGAUGUGACCAUGCUGGUUAAACAAACCUUCAUGUUUGUUCCUAUAUCAAAACUAUUGAAUAAAAAGACCAACCUGUCCUUCCCCAUCCGGUUCUCUAGGGUUCAGACGACCGCUGUGCUGACCUGCAGUCUAUUAUCCUCUCUACUCUCUCCUUGCCAUAUCCCUGAAGUCCCUGAAGGAAUGUGUACAUUUGUGUAACUUUUAAUGCUGUUAAACAUUUUGAUACA
This is a messenger RNA of Gadus macrocephalus (Pacific cod), 2375 nucleotides long. RefSeq names its product synaptotagmin Ib (gene syt1b). The transcript is spliced from 9 exons. The record is from RefSeq and is a predicted model, not a curated record. Gene Ontology annotation, biological process: cellular response to calcium ion; synaptic vesicle endocytosis; calcium ion-regulated exocytosis of neurotransmitter. Gene Ontology annotation, molecular function: syntaxin binding; calcium-dependent phospholipid binding; clathrin binding. Bases 492 to 1721 code for a protein of 409 amino acids. Gene Ontology annotation, cellular component: synaptic vesicle membrane; dense core granule; axon. Lineage: Eukaryota; Metazoa; Chordata; Actinopteri; Gadiformes; Gadidae.